AUAUUCUCUCUCUCAAAACUCUUGUGCUCAUUUUUUUCACAUUCUCUUGUCUGUUUCUUCUUCAAAUCCAUUCCAUUGUGAUUGAAAUGGAAGGGAGCGUUAUAAAGACGAUUGGUUUAGGAGUGAUUUCAUGGACGAUAAAAUUUCUCACAGCAAGAAGGAUCUUUUCAAAUUACUCGUUCGAGUUCUCCAAGCGCGUUGUCUCUACAGUCCACGCAAUUUUAGCUGUAACAUUAGCUUCACUCUGUGUUCAAGACUGGACAUGUCCACUCUGUCCAGUUCCAUCAACCUCCCAUGCGCAGAUUCAAACUCUGGCAGUGACCCUAUCAUAUCUACUAUAUGACAUGGUAUGCUGCUUCUUUGGGGAAAGAAUCAGUCUGGACAGCACCUUCCACCAUUUCGCCUGCGUUGCUGGAAUCGUAGCCGGUUUUUACUAUCAAGAGUGUAUCUCAGAGAUGGUGAUGGCGUUUUGGUUGGGGGAAAUGUCAAGCCCUUUCCUGCAUUUAAGGGCGUUUCUGAAGGAGCUGGGUUAUAGGGACACUGCUGGUAAUCUGGCUGCCGACAUUUUGUUCGCUGCCACAUAUACAGUUGCAAGGACAGUGGCUGCUUAUGUCGCAUACGUGACUCUAUCAACCGACCAACCGCCGAUCUUUAAGGUCAUGGGAUGGGGUUUGGUGGGAGUAAGUGCGUUCAGGUUCUUGAAGAUAGUAAGAAUUGUGAAAUACAAAUUAAAGGAGAGGGCAGCAAAGCAUGGCAGAAAAGCAAGGGAGGAAAGUGGCGGAGUGUGACCACGAUCGACUAAGAAUGGUUACGUUCAGUAUUGAUGGAUGGCAGCCGUUUUUUUAGUUUGAUUAUAUAUAACAAAGCGAUUGAAUAUCUGUCUACACGGAAACUCAAGCUCAUGCUAUGCCAGUGAUAUAAGUGAUUGGAUGGCCAAGGUUGCUUGCUGGCUCAUGAGUUUCCUUCCUAGCCAUGUAUGCCACUGUCAUGUGCUGACUGUUCGUUUUUGUUGUUCAUGUUUUCACACACACACACAGCCUGAAAUCGAUGUCUGAAGUUUGGUGAGGAAUGAAAAUAAAAGUUUACAGUGUAUUCCAA
Molecule: messenger RNA, 1098 nt
Organism: Prosopis cineraria
Lineage: Eukaryota; Viridiplantae; Streptophyta; Magnoliopsida; Fabales; Fabaceae
Exons: 5
Coding region: 87-788 (233 amino acids)
Cellular component (GO): membrane
Source: RefSeq, a predicted model, not a curated record